GCUAUAGAAGCUAGGUAUAGAAGAGCGUUUUUUCAUAACAUUUUGUAUUAAAAAAUAUUGUUGAAAUGUGGAUACAGACGACUCAUCGCCGUGCAUGAAGAAAAGUUGACAGGUCAGUGCUGGCCUUACUAUUUUUCAGUCAAGAAGGAAUAACACCGCAGAUAUACAUUAUUUUCAAGGAUAAUCAAGGUCACCAAACAGACUAUAUUCCAGAUGCCGCCGAAGAGACUUACGAAGGAAAACGUUGAAAACCUCAGUGAAAAAAUGGCACGGAAAUCCAUUGACAUCGGUCAUAUGCCGCAGACGACACAGCCGCAGAUGAGGCGCUUGUCGAAAUGGGACCAGCGGAUCGUUCCCGGCGUGCAGGACAGACGCUUUUCAACCGCCUCAAGGACAAGCAUUUCCGGUCUAUCGCAUUCGACGAAACCGGCUAUACCGGUCAGAUACGAAAACACGUUCAAAACAGACCCGGACACAAAGUUCGUAUCACACAGGGCCAAGAGCGUUAUGUAUGAGACUAUGAAAGACUGGUUAGAUGGAAUGGAGUACUCCGCGAACGUUCGUAAUUUGACCACUAGCCUAACUGAGGAAAUUAAAAAGAAAGUGAAAGCUUUGGGGUUCCAACGUUACAAGUACGUUGUGACAGUGACAAUUUGUCAAGAAGCUGAACAAAGCAUGCAGAUGGUAAGUCGCUGUAUGUGGAAUAAAGACACUGACACUUUCGCUGAGGUCGUGUACCAUUCAAAAGACAUGCACGCAAUAGCAACACUGUACGCGCUCUACUUUGAAUGAAAACUGCUUUUGUAUGGAUUUACAAAUAUUUCUUAGAUCCUGCGAUUAAUGCCUUUUUUUUUGUAAAAUAUAUGUAUAUACAAUGCAUUUUUCAUGUAUUGCGUAUUUUAUCAGCACGCCUCAUUUAGUCGACUUUAUUGAGCGAACCCAAAAACGUUCAUGACAAUUCGAUGCAUCACUAAAAUAAAUUGGUAGAAACUAGUCUAUCUCGAAUCUCUCACGUUUGCAGCAAUUCUCUUCCAAAAAUGGAAAGACAAAUCACGGAGCAUUAAUUCAAAUUGCACCAUCGGAUAUUUUCCAUUCCGUGUUGAAUUCUACAAGUUGGCUAUUUGCGGAAUCAAACUAGACAGAUAUGUUUUUACAUUCAGUGGAAUAAAUGCAAUGAUUAAAUUCAGUAAUGAUAAACGUAACCAAGGUCGAAAGGUAAACAGGCUUAAAACGUUUAUUAGAUAUCAUUUAUCUAUGCUGUCUGGCAGGAAGCUCAAUGAAGUGAACAUAAUUGAUCAGCAAGUGCGUCCAAAAGCGUUCCUUGACAAGCACAGUUCGGUUGAAAUUCAAAAGUAAUGAUUUGUAAUCUGCAUCGUGUUUUAUUCUUCCUGUGUGGCUGAUCGUUAGAAAUACGUAAACAUCGUUUGUUUCAUAUAUAAAAUAAA
Molecule: messenger RNA, 1445 nt
Organism: Mya arenaria
Lineage: Eukaryota; Metazoa; Mollusca; Bivalvia; Myida; Myidae
Product: dynein light chain Tctex-type 5-like
Exons: 2
Coding region: 214-792 (192 amino acids)
Biological process (GO): microtubule-based movement
Cellular component (GO): cytoplasm; cytoplasmic dynein complex
Molecular function (GO): dynein intermediate chain binding
Source: RefSeq, a predicted model, not a curated record